This is a messenger RNA of Cicer arietinum (chickpea), 1402 nucleotides long. Its product is annotated as 14-3-3 protein 7-like. Lineage: Eukaryota; Viridiplantae; Streptophyta; Magnoliopsida; Fabales; Fabaceae. The record is from RefSeq and is a predicted model, not a curated record.
AUUUAAUAAAGAUAUAGAGUAAGAUUUAGAGAGAAGAAGAGAGUGAUGGAGGGAGAUUCUUUACAUUAGAAACAACCUUUUGAAAAAAUAAAAACUAAGAAACAACAACCUUUAGGUUGGGUGAUUGGCAAAGUUUAAGAAAGAGUACAGCGAGUAUUACAGCGAAGCAUAGCAAUCACUCCUUCCUAUUUGCGCGCCUUUUUCAAAAUCUGACAUCCAACGGUCCAGAUCUAGUCUUCCACAAGUUCCUCCACCUAUAUAACCACCUCACCCUACAUUCCCUUCUUCCUCGCAUUCUUCUUCUUCUUCUUCUUCUUCUCAAACACAUUACAAUACAAACGUGCUUUUCCCUUCUAAUUACACAACAAUGUCGACGGAGAAGGAGAGAGAGACUCAAGUUUACAUGGCCAAGCUUGCUGAGCAAGCCGAGAGAUAUGAAGAAAUGGUUGAGUGUAUGAAGACAGUAGCAAAACUUGAUGUUGAGCUAACUGUGGAAGAGAGGAACCUCCUCUCUGUGGGAUAUAAAAAUGUCAUUGGUGCAAGGAGAGCUUCUUGGCGCAUUAUGUCUUCAAUUGAACAGAAAGAAGAGUCUAAAGGAAAUGAAAACAAUGUGAAACUCAUCAAGAAUUAUUGCCAAAAGGUUGAGGAGGAACUAUCCAAAAUUUGUAGUGACAUUCUUACAAUUAUUGACCAACAUCUCAUUCCUUCUUCCACCGCAGGAGAAGCUACCGUUUUCUACUAUAAGAUGAAAGGUGACUAUUAUCGAUAUCUUGCUGAGUUCAAGAACGAUCAGGAUAGGAAAGAGGCAGCUGAGCAGUCACUGAAGGCAUAUGAGGCUGCUUCAGCCACUGCAAGCACAGAUCUUCCAUCAACACAUCCAAUUCGUCUCGGACUUGCACUCAACUUCUCAGUCUUCUACUAUGAGAUAAUAAACUCUCCUGAAAGGGCCUGUCAUUUGGCUAAACAAGCUUUCGAUGAGGCAAUUGCGGAUUUAGAUAGCUUGAGUGAAGAGUCAUACAAGGACAGUACUUUGAUCAUGCAAUUGUUGAGAGACAACCUUACUCUCUGGACCUCCGAUUUACCUGAGGAUGGAGGUGAAGAAUUCAAAACAGAAGAAGCCAAACCUGUUGAACCUGAGCAUUGAUAUAGCACAUUGGCACUGGACGCUGUAGGGAGGCAUCUAAAGGCUCUGCUGCAAAGAUUGCAUUUUUCAGCUUAUCUUGCAGUUCAUUUCGAACGGGCUUCAUAAUUAUUGUGUUCACCUCACAUCCAACAAAUGUUAUAUAGUUCGACAUGUGACUCUUUUUCUCUCUCUUAUAAUUACCGAAGCUUUCUUUCUACUAUUUUUAUAUAUAUUUCAAGUAAAGUGGUCAUUUGAAGUAAUGGAUGAUUUUUUUUUUUA